This is a messenger RNA of Cetraspora pellucida, 2422 nucleotides long. Lineage: Eukaryota; Fungi; Glomeromycota; Glomeromycetes; Diversisporales; Gigasporaceae. The record is from the annotation of a GenBank genome assembly.
AUGUCGGAUAAUUCUCAUGUAAUUUCAAUGGAGGAUACUCCUAAGAAAUUUUCAGAAAUUAUCUGCUCGCCUAACUUAAAAUAUGUUGCUGCGUUGUAUGAAGAUGUCAAUAUAAGUCUUUGGUCUAUUGAGAAACCUGAUAAAAUAAUUAAUAUUGGCAAGAUUCACAUAAAAAAAAAUGAUGAAAAAAAUGGUGGAAAAAAUGGUGAAAAAAUAUUUGCAAUUUCGGAUAAAUAUAUUUCAUUCAGUCUUUAUAGAGAUAAACCUUAUAAUUUCAAUUUUGAAAAUGAAAAAGAGGUAUUAUUAAAAUUCCCAGAUCACCAAAAGGAAAUUGACUAUUUAUCCUUUAUUGAUAACGGAUAUAUUAUAAUGAUUAAUACCAAAUAUUACAGAGCAUAUGUUUUUUCAAGUAAAAAUAAUAUUGCAUGGGUUUGUGAAUCAAUGAUCGAGCUGAAAUAUUUUUUAAAAAUUUAUAUUACUCUUAAAGGCAAAUUGAUAAUAUUUAAUGAUACUAUUUAUGAGAUCACAAUGUGGGACGUUGAAAAAUUAUCGAUUAAAACUCGUGUUUUAAUAGAUUGGGAUUUUACACCCGAAUUUAUUGUAAUUAGCGAUGAUGAAGAAUUAUUAGUAGUAUGUGCAAGAAAUGAGAAAACCAAGAGCACAAAUUUAUACAUUUUUUCCACCGAAACUGGGAUACAUCUAAAAGGAGAGAGGUUAUUAUACAUUUCAAAUGAAGAAGACUAUAAUUUAAUGGACCCUUAUGACCUAAAAAAUCCAAUAGAUGCAAGUGAUCUUUUUGAAAAGAAUAAAAUUCAAAUUCAAGAACCAUACAUAAUUCGAUCGGAUGAAAUAUCGGAUAAAAUCAUUUAUACGAUUGACGGAACAAUUUUAAUUGAAGAAUUAGUACCUGAUUAUAAUAAUUGGAUCAAUUACUUACGAAAAGUAUUGAAGGACACAAAUUGCAUUACAUCUCCGUCUAAAAACACAAUCGACAUUAUAAACGAAUUAAUUGAUAAACCUAAUGUUGAUAAAAAAGAAUUUCAAGGGGAACUUUUAAAAUGGGGAUUAGAAAUAGAAGAUAAAUCAGUCAAACUUACAGUAACUGAAUAUAAUUAUCGCAGGAACAAAUGGGUCCCCAAAAAACCACUAGAAAUCCUUCCAUCAAUUUAUCCUAAUGCAACAAAUUUUAUACUAUGCUGUGAAGUUCUUGAAAAUGACAAUUUUAUCACGAUUACACGUAUUGGUGUAAUUAUCUGGACUUAUAGACAUUCUGAAAUCAAGAUGCAUUAUUAUUGGAAUUAUUGGAAUGAUCAUUUAGAAGGGUUCGAAUUUGAAAAGAUAAAGUUUAAAAGUCUCCUUAAAAACUGGAUGAUUCCAGCAAGAAUUCUUCCUGCUUCAAAUUAUAAAACAAUUUACAACAAUCUAGAUAUUAAAUUCGGUAAAACAGAAGAAAAACAGCUUUUUAAAAAUUUUUUGGAAGAUAAUAUAAAAGAAAAAUUUUAUUUCUCUUGCUACGGAAAAAUUCUCAUUAAAAGAUUUAUUGAAUUAAAUGACGAUAAAUGGAUUCGAUCUUUAGGCCAAAAUUGUAUUGAGAAGUGUAUGAAAGAAAAUAAUUAUCUAAUUUCUAAAAUUUCUUUGUUGAGUAUUAUUUUUGAAAAUUUUAAAGAAUUAUCAGAAAAUCAUCCUGCAUUUAUAGCAAGUGCUUUAUCUGUAAUAGGAUUUGUUGUCUGUUCUAAGAUUGUGAUCACAAAUUCUUCACAUCUUUCCAGUCAUGGAAAAUACCGUCAUUUAUCUAAAACUUCAUUACUUGAUAGAUUAGUUUCUAAUUUUUGGAUUUAUUGGAUUAGUUUUCGAAAAAGAUUUCAAAAUAUUCUUCAAAAUUUUCAAGAAAGUCAUAGUUCAAUAAUACUUGCAAUUCCUUUACCAGACUUUGCUUCUUACCCAAAAGGGUGCGCAUAUUUAAUGCCAACAAUAUCGUCAAUUAAAUGGCUCAAAAGUAAUGUCAUGCCAACAGACAUGGCUGCCUUUUCUACUUUAUUAUUAGAAAUCAAAUUUAUUUUAUUUUUUCGUGCAAUUGAAUUUUUGGGUAUUUAUUUCUCCAUGAUACUUGGACAUGUAAUUGAUAUUGUCCAAAAUAAUAAUUGGUCAGGUUAUAAAAAACCUUACAUUUCAAAGAAUCUCAAAGAAGUCCUUCAACUCCCUGAAGAACAGCCCUCUCUUAUAGAAAUUGAGGAAACUGUUAAAAAGCUAAAAGAAUCAAUUGAUAAGAUCGCGAAAACUAAAUAUUUAUUUGUACCUGACCGUGACUUUGUCACGGGAGGGCUAUUAUCAGAGGAUCAACACAUGACCAUGCAAGAUAAAGAAGAAGGAAGAUUUGUUUUUCUUUUGAUGAUUGCUGUGUGCCCGAAACAUUUAGUUUCUG